AUGUCUAAGGCGUUUUCAAUUAUCCAAACCGUGCCCGUUGCCAAGGGGACACCAGAGUAUGAAGAACACCGGGACCGCAUUGUACAGGAACAUUUCACGGACAAGGUCCCAAAGGAGCUCCUUUUGCCGUCCGAGAUAAUCAAAAGCCCGCCUAGAAAUGUGACCAAAAUCCCCCACGACUGCGGGCUUCUGACCUCAGAAGAGCUGGACAUCACCGAAAAUUACGAUGCGACUGCACUCGCCGAUGCUAUCCGAGAGCACAAGCUCACGGCUGUGGCUGUAGCCACAGCCUUCGCCAAGCGCGCCAUCAUCGCCCAUCAGCUUACAUGCUGCUUGACAGAAUGGUUCCUGGAUGACGCCGUUGCCCAAGCCCAGGCACUGGAUGACCACCUUGCCGCCACCGGUAAGACCGUUGGGCCCCUCCACGGAGUGCCGAUCUCCAUCAAGGAGCACGUGCAGAUGGCGGGCCACUGGUCUGCGGACGGUUACAUCUCCAGCCGCCAGGUCGACAGUGAGGACUGCAAUCUUGUAGCCAUCUUGCGGAGCCUCGGAGCUGUCUUCUAUUGCAAGACAAAUCAGCCCCAGGCUAUCAUGCACCUGGAGACAGUGAGCCCGUACGGGCGCACCCUCAACCCCCACAACAUCGACCUCUCCGCAGGAGGCUCGAGCGGGGGAGAGGGAGCUUUGAUAGCACUGAGGGGCUCUGUUCUGGGAGUUGGGUCGGACAUUGGAGGGAGCAUUCGUGGCCCAGCUGGGUUUUGUGGUAUAUACGGCUUCAAGCCGACAAGCCACUACCUGCCGACGAACGGGAUGUUGCACGGCGGAAAUCCCGCGGAGUUGACCAUUCUGGCUACUUGUGGACCAAUGGCCGUAUCACUGCGGGAUCUGGAUUUGUUCAUGUCCCUUGUUAUCGGUGCAAAGCCAUGUUUGCGAGAGCCGAGCCUGGUUCCGAUACCUUGGACUGGACUCAGCACUCCAUCGCCCUCAUCUACUUCCCUGAAGGUUGGUUUCAUGAUGCAUGACGGGGUGAUACAGCCGCAGCCACCGGUUGUUCGAGCGCUCGAAUGGGCGAUGGGUAAACUUAGCAAUUCUUCCACUGUUACCGUCAAGCCUUUUGCGCCCUAUCGUACAGCCGAUGCGAUAAGAAACAUCCGCAGAGCUUACACACCCGACGGCGGCGCCAGCCUGAAGGCUGGGCUGGCCAAGGCCGGUGAACCCAUGGAGCCCCUGACGAAAUGGAUCAUUCAAGAUGCCGAAGGCCCUCAUUACAACUUCCAGCAAAUGUUUGAUAUGCGCUGUGAGCGUGACAAUUUCCGUUGCAGUUUCGCCAAGCACUGGUCGGAGCAGGACGUCGACGUUGUCAUCUGUCCUGUGUAUGUAGGCCCAGCAUGCGUGCACGAUACAGGCCUUUAUUGGGACUAUACCGCGUUCUGGAAUUAUGUUGACUGCCCCGGCGUGGUCAUUCCGACCCCAGUCAAGGCCUUGAAGAAGGGCCAGGAGCAGUAUGCACCUGGCGAACCACUCAGCAAGGAAGAUACGCAUGUACGCGAGCUGUGGGCAGAGGGCGACUUCGAUGGGGCGCCAAUCAAUCUGCAGAUUGUGGCGAGGAAGUACCACGACAAUGAUUUGUUCGCGGCUGUCAAUGAGAUCGAGAAGUGUCUUCACACCGACUAA
This is a messenger RNA of Diaporthe amygdali, 1674 nucleotides long. Its product is annotated as ral amidase. NCBI's taxonomy places the organism in Eukaryota, Fungi, Ascomycota, Sordariomycetes, Diaporthales, Diaporthaceae. The record is from RefSeq and is a predicted model, not a curated record. The transcript has a single exon. Bases 1 to 1674 code for a protein of 557 amino acids.